CCCCUCCUGCCCCCCCCGUACCGUAAAUCGGUUGUACACCACUGUCGUCACGCAUGACACACACAUACCAACGGCAUUCACCAGUUGUAAAGACGGUUGGGUGUUGGCCGUCAUUGAACCACCGGCAGUCGAAGUGUUGCAGAUUUACCGGAUCCAGUGUAACAACAGGAGAAUAAAAUGUCUCAGGGACAGUACUAUCCAUUCAAAUGCACACCAACAGUGUACCCCGCGGAGCCCUUCGAUGCCACCUCCGACGCUGCACUGCUGCGAAAAGCAAUGAAGGGCUUUGGCACCGAUGAAAAAACAUUGAUAGACGUUAUCACGAGACGUGGAAUAGUCCAGCGUCUGGAGAUCGCCGAGGCGUACAAGACGCAGUACGGAAAGGACCUGAUCAGUGACCUGAAGAGCGAGUUGUCUGGAAAACUGUCUGACGUCAUCGUCGGCCUCAUGACCCCACUGCCACAUUAUUACGCAAAAGAACUCCACGACGCCAUUUCCGGGCUUGGUACCGACGAGGAGGCCAUCAUCGAGAUCCUCUGUACACUCAGUAAUUACGGGAUAAGGACGAUCGCAGCGUUUUAUGAGAAUCUUUAUGGAAAAAGUUUGGAGAAGGAUUUGAAGGACGACACAUCCGGCCACUUCAAGCGGCUGAUUGUCUCCCUCUGCCAGGCGAACCGUGACGAAAAUCAGGGAAUAGAUCACACUCAGGCCCAGUCAGAUGCCCAGAAUCUGUUCGAUGUUGGUGAGAAGCAAUGGGGCACCGAGGAAUCACAAUUCAACGCCAUUCUCGUCACCCGGAGCUACCAACAGCUACGCCAGACAUUCCUGGAGUACGAGAAGAUCUCUGGACAUGACAUUGAAGUGGCCAUCAAGAAGGAGUUCUCAGGAAGUAUUGAGAAGGGACUCCUUGGCAUCGUCAAAUGUGUAAAAUCCAAGGUCGGUUUCUUUGCUGAGAGACUCCACGCAGCGAUGCAGGGCAUUGGCACCAAGGAUCGCACUCUCAUUCGCAUUAUCGUUUCGAGGAGUGAAAUUGAUCUUGGUGACAUCAAGAAGGCCUUUGAGGAGCGAUAUGGAAAGUCACUCGAGAGCUGGAUCACUGGUGAUACUUCUGGGGACUACAAGAAAGCUCUUCUCUCCAUUGUCUCCACAUAAGGAGAAUUGGGAGCUGUUAGUGUUACCACAAUGUCCAAAAAUUAUAUUCAGAAUCUCCAGUCUCCCAACUGUGUUCAAACUUGUUAAUCUGAUGAUGAAAUAAUUUUUUUAGGGAUUUUGUAAUUAACUGGGACAAGUGCAUUUCACCUGCUGUUGGAUUGAAAAGUAUAGACUCCUGGACAUCCCCUUCAGAGGUUCUCGGAGUGAAUGAGAAUCUAACACAUUCAACUUCCUGAACAUUAAGAUAUUUCUAGAGAACAAAAAAUUAUGUUAAUGAUAAGGAAUUUUGGAACCAUAAAAAUGCUGCCAGGGGUGUACUUUAUUUUGAAGGGGGAGGGGCGAGGGUGGAGAAUGCACUUAUCCUAGUUUAUCGAUUGACUACAGAUUUGUUAAUGUCCAUAUUAUUGUUGGGAGAAAUUUGAUUAAUUUGUUGUAAAAGAUGCAAUAGUAGAUCGAUACGACUCAAUUUCACAUCCGGUGUUUCAGUGGUGAUUGGAAAAUUUUUAUGAGACCCUUUUCCAUAGAUUAGUAACAGGAACUUUCAAUGAAAGGGCUUUACUAAUUUUUCGUUACACGUCAAGCAACUCAUCUAUUCUUACGAAAUUGCAAUUGAAUUAAUUUGGCUUAUUGAAUAGCAAAAAGAGUACGAAUUUUCCGAGGGAUCUUCCCAGGAAUUUCGCGAAUAUACGCUUAAGAAACAACACGAACAGAUAAUUUUUUAUAUAAUAUAUGUCAAUCAACUGCGAGCUGCGAUGUUUAUACACAUUUAGAACUAUAUUUUUUACACGUAUUUACUAUCUAGAUAUUUUAUUAUUAUAAAUUGCCUUUUAAACUUUUAUUAUACACUGAGGAAACUGAAGGCUAGUCGCUGGUGAGGAGGCUUAGGCCAGUGUUAACUCCAGAUGCCUUGUAUUUUUUUUUGUGGAAUUAUAUUUGUGCUAAUAAAUGAUAAACCUUUGAUGUCAA
This is a messenger RNA of Diachasmimorpha longicaudata, 2118 nucleotides long. RefSeq names its product annexin B9-like. Bases 178 to 1152 code for a protein of 324 amino acids. Gene Ontology annotation, molecular function: calcium-dependent phospholipid binding; calcium ion binding. Lineage: Eukaryota; Metazoa; Arthropoda; Insecta; Hymenoptera; Braconidae. The transcript has 4 exons. Gene Ontology annotation, cellular component: cytoplasm. The record is from RefSeq and is a predicted model, not a curated record.